Chelmon rostratus (copperband butterflyfish) is the source of this 6819-nucleotide messenger RNA. RefSeq names its product calcium/calmodulin-dependent protein kinase kinase 1, alpha a (gene camkk1a). Gene Ontology annotation, biological process: activation of protein kinase activity; protein phosphorylation; CAMKK-AMPK signaling cascade. The coding region runs from base 536 to 2074 and encodes 512 amino acids. The record is from RefSeq and is a predicted model, not a curated record. Lineage: Eukaryota; Metazoa; Chordata; Actinopteri; Chaetodontiformes; Chaetodontidae. Gene Ontology annotation, molecular function: protein kinase activity; ATP binding. The transcript has 17 exons.
CGCAAACAAGCCAGACUAAGUGUUUGUGAGCGGCUCCUCUGCUGUGUGCACAUUGCAGUGGUGCAACAGCAGCUGCGGGCUGCGCGCACACGCACGCACACACACACGCGCGCACACAGCCGCUGGGUGUCUUCACUCUGCGGCUGCACCGGAGACAACAGAGCGGCCGGCGCAGGCUGCUCUGCCCGUGUUUUCCGGAAGAGACGGUGUGAAACAUGGGACGCACCUCAGGUCAGCAGCUGAUCCCGAUCCCGCCUCGCGUCUCGCGCUGAAGCCCGUGUUCCCCAUCGGUCGCGAGUGGAGUGAUCCAAACCGGGCGCCGCGCUUCCGAACGGGACAUCCCUCCGGAUCCCUCCCCCCGGGCUGGAACGCGUUCAGGGGUGGGGGCUCGAACACGCCCGUGCAUUCAUUUGGCUCUGGUGAGACCCUGACCGUUGCGACCACAGGCUGGCCCAGGUCACGUUGAUGCCGGUGGGCACUCCCCAUUACUCUCCCCGCCACCUGCUCCUGCGCCGCUCCCACCUUCCCACCCGCCAUGGCUAUGAGCAGUGACACCGGCAGCGAGAGGCUGGACUCCGACACUGACAAACAGACCAGCAGUCUCACGGACACCAUGGCCGCCAUGACGACGAAAGACUCGGACGGCUCAGCUACCAACGGAGUGAGGAAUGGCGGGGCUCAGAAGGAGGGGGCUCAGGCCAAGAGGACUCAUCCGCUGCGGCCUCACCUGACUGGGAGGAAGUUGUCGCUGCAGGAGAGAGGCACGUACCUGUCAUCAGGUCCCGGAGGAGGCUACACUCACAUCUCCCCUCGUGUGGCUCGUAGGCCCACUGUGGAAUCGAAACGCGUGUCCAUAUCAGACUCUCAGGACUGCAUCCAGUUGAACCAGUAUAAGCUGAAGAGUGAGAUUGGAAAGGGCUCCUACGGCGUGGUCAAACUUGCCUACAAUGAGGAUGAUGACAAACAUUAUGCCAUGAAGGUGGUGUCCAAGAAGAAGUUAAUGAAGCAGUGUGGUUUUCCACGUCGCCCACCGCCAAGAGGACCCAAGGCAGCCCAAGGAGAGCAGCCAAAACUCUUGGGACCCCUGGAGAGGGUCUACCAAGAGAUCGCCAUCCUUAAAAAACUGGACCAUGUCAACAUCGUCAAGCUGGUGGAGGUGCUGGAUGAUCCGGCGGAGGACAACCUUCACAUGGUGUUUGAGCUGAUGCGCAAGGGUCCAGUGAUGGAAGUGCCCACAGACAGUCCUUUGUCAGAAGAGCAGGCGAGGUUAUACUUCAGAGACGUCAUCCUGGGCAUCGAGUACUUGCACUACCAGAAAAUUGUUCAUCGGGACAUCAAGCCGUCUAAUUUGUUACUGGGGGACGAUGGACAUUUGAAGAUAGCGGACUUCGGGGUCAGCAACCAGUUUGAGGGCAAUGAUGCUCUGCUGUCCAGCACUGCUGGCACUCCUGCAUUCAUGGCACCAGAGACCCUUUCAGAGGCACGAAAGAGCUUCAGUGGAAAAGCGCUGGACGUGUGGGCCAUGGGAGUUACUCUCUACUGUUUCGUCUUCGGGAAGUGCCCGUUUAUUGACGAGUACAUAUUGGCUUUGCACAAUAAGAUAAGGACCAAGCCUGUGGAGUUCCCAGAAAUACCAAAGAUCAGUGAAGAGCUGCGGACUCUGAUCUUGCGGAUGCUGGACAAGAACCCCGAUACGAGGAUCACCAUCCCUGAGAUGAAGAUGGACCAGUGGGUGACCCAGGGAGGCGCCGACCCCUUGCCUCUGGAGGAGGAGCACUGCUCUGUGGUGGAGGUGACGGAGGAGGACAUCCAGAACUCGGUCAAGUUUGUCCCCAGCCUCUCUGCAGUGAUCUUGGUAAGAGCCAUGCUGAGGAAGCGCUCCUUCAGUAACCCUUUUGAGUGUCCAAGCAGGAGAGAGGAGAGGUCCAUGUCUGCACCCGGCAGCCUGCUCAUGGACUCGUGGCCGUUCCGGCCCUCUUUAAAACUUCACCCCUCACUCAGAAAGUGCAGCACAGGAGACGGACCCAGAGAGGUCGAGCUGGAGGACCUGCGUGAGGACGAGCCGUCCUCUUGAGUCUUAAUGACGCUCCCAUCGACACACCUUUGUCUUCAACCCCAUCCUCUUCACGUCUCUGUGCCCGAGCCGCUGUGCACUCACCCUGUCGUCCAGACGUUUCCUUCAAAUCAGUCGCACCACGGGCGUAUCAUUCUGUACACUGAAGAGACUCGAGGUUUUCAAUCGGAUAUGUCGCUUGUGUUAAAAUUCAGAUGUGUGUGCUCAGGCUUGCUUUCAAUUUUGCUUCCUGUUCACCUCAGAGUAUGCUUUCUCACGCCACUUUUCCUUCUGUAAUGUGGAGUCUGUAGGCAUUUUAACUGCUCCCCCACUUACUGUGUGACUGCCGUCGGUGAACCGAUAAGAAGAGGAACUCUGCUGAAUUUCUGGAUAAUUAACAGUUCAAAUAAUUGUUGUGGGAGAAAGACCAGAACAUGUUUGUCAGCUGGCAUCACACUUCAAUGUGGCAAAAAAACUGUCAAACUCUGAUUUUUUUUUUUUUUUUACUCGUCUGCAUGAUGAAUAGUUAAGCCUCAUCAUCAGACCGUCUAUAGCCACCUGUCACAGUGAUUGCCAGCAUGACGAAGAGAAAAAAAAAAACACCGUUCAAUAAUCAUCACAGACGUCAGCAUGUAAAUUACACCACGUUGUCUCUUCAGUGAACUACAGGGCUUCUUAUUUAUGAUCGAUGAGCAGUCAUUUUAAUAUUGUGUAUGGGUGUCAUGGGGUGUGAGCAGUGUUGUCGUCUCACAGCCCUCUUCCUGUGUAUCCUGUGUAUGUGCCAUCAGUAGCUUUCAGUUUGGAGUGAGGUGAUGAAGGUCGUUCCUGUGCUGCCUUCACUGACCUCUGGCCAGGCUGGUUAAACAUCUGACAGGAAGGAAAGGACGUCAGCUGUCGAAGGGUGAUCGCGCAGCGAGGACAGCGACUUUGUCUGCGCUUGAGCAUAUCUCAAAGCAACUUUUGCCACAUUGUGAUGUGUAAUUAUUUCUCUGUUAGGGGUCAUUUCACGCUUCUUCUCCCACUCUCUCAUGUGUUGGUUGUCUGGGUAUUUCUGUUCUCGAACGCUGUCUCUUUUUGAUUAGAUGUGAAGUAAAUUGGAGCAUUUCGAAGUGUGUGUUGUUAGAUGGCGAGUGUGAACAGACUGAAAGAAGGAUGCAAACUACUGCUUUAAAUAACUCAUCAUCCAAAUUAGCAUUUGUUAUUAUUCAACAGUCUUGGCUGGAGAGCUGAUUUAAAGGCAUGAAUAAUCUCAUUGACCAAGUUAAACAUCACUGAGUGCUCUUAAAGAAGAAUUUGACUUGAUUUGCACAGAGUUGUCCAGGCUGAGGACCUGUACCCUGUCAGAAAAGACAGAGGGUUAUUUUAUUUUAUUAUAUUUUCUUUUUGCUGGGGGCAAACUGACUUUUUUGGAAGAACACAGGAGGGUUUUAUAUAUUUGAACGCCCCAAAUUAGUAUUUCAGUAUUUCCUUCCAGGAUCGAUAAAAAGGGGAACUCAAAUAGUCAAACAGUGGUCAUAAAGGUGUGCUUUGCCAUAUGCAAAGGACGACAAUCCUGUCACUGUUUCAGUUUUUUCCAUGACACUAAACGUUGUCCCUACCUGAAGUCAUUUGCUCCUUCACUUUUUUCUACUUUUUAAAAAGGCCAUAUAAAGUCAGCCUCUAUUCAAUGUUCACGUUGGUGGCUCUUGUGUAAUGUAUUAUUCCAUAAAUGUAUAUUUUAUGAAAUAAUAAAGGUAUAUUUAUGAAAUCUAAAUUAGAUUCAACACCCAAAAUGAUUUGUGCUUGGCCUUUUUUAGUUAUUAAUGGCUGACUGAGUUGUUCCAACCCAGUAUUAUGUUUUGACAUAUUAGCUGCUGUUUUCUUUCUAAGUCAAGGAAGGGUCCAAAUUAAAUGUACAAUUUUAAGAACUGAAAUAUAAGAUUUGACCCCCCUCCUCACCCCAAUAGCUGGAUAAGAUAGAUAGUUAGCAGGCUAAUCCUGUGAGAUCACAGGUGUUGGGAUAAAUGAAAAACACCUUCUUGUGAUUUGAGUCCUUCGUCUGCCUUUCAAGGUGGUUGGCUAACUUUAAGAAAGCCGAGCGUGUGGGUUGUUUUGUCUCCGCCGACUCAAAUCAGAGGCAAACUUUCUGCCCCCGCAGCAGCUCUGCCUCAGAUAAAUGUUUACGCAGCUCCAUUCUGAUUCUCUCCUCCUCCUUGGCCUCUCUCUCUGAAAGAAAGCGCUUGGCAGGCGGAGUGCUCUGAUCACUUGAACCACGGCGCAAAGGAGCAUUUCAAUGUCAUGAUUAGGCCCAGGCUGCCACCAGCAGCAACGCUUCCACAUCCACUUCAGUGCCGUCUCCAGCGCGGCUGAUUAGAAGCAGGGAGUGCGGCGCUUUGCAUUUCCUCCCUUAAUCUCUCCCUCGGUAUCAUCCAGUGGAGGAUGAGAGCUGAAGCUCAGAACGGAGAGGGAUUGGUGGAAUUUGAAUUUCACAUACUAUUAUUGAGCCUCUGUGUCCCUCGGAGGCAGGGACACAGAAAUCAUGCAUGCUGUUGACAGUAAAAUGUCAGCUUCACUAUCAUGUGAGUGCUGGAUAAUGUAAAGCUUUCUAUCUUUUUAUUUUCUUGUUCAAUAACAUUUGGUGAAAGGUCUGUUUGUGGAGGAUAAAUGAAUAUCUUGAUGUCUUAUUGUCUGAGAUGUUGUAAAUGUGGUUUGACAUUAGGGGCGGUGGUCAUUCAUUUAAUGGUGGGCUUGUUUCCGUCCCUUCUCUCUGCUGAGGAUGAUGGAGGUGAUAGAAGGUACUGAGGUGUGUGUGCAGGGUAACCUUCAAUGAAGGGCUCUGUGAACCAAGACGUGUGAAAUGGUGGGUUAUAUUAUAUUUGCUGCAAAUGUUAAACACUCAUUUUUCUCUUUCUUUCUUAUUCUUAUGAGAAUGGUGUUUUUAAAUGUCCACCAGCUUUACAUCGAUGUGUUUGUACGGACGUUUGUCAGUGUCACAGGUGUAAUAUUGUUGUCGUCUUUGUCGUCGGUGCAUUGUUGGCUCCGUCCAUAGCAGGCCACUCAUCCCUCUCUGUGUUUUAGUUGUCCAUGUUGAAGACACUAAAAUACUGCUUCUAUUAAAAUAUUUGCACUUUUCCACUUACAGAUACAUAUUAAAGUUAUUGUGAUUACAUAUAACACUACUGGUACUUGCAAUCCAUUUAACAUCGUACAGUUUUUGAUCAAGGCUCCAGGCUGCGUGGCUCACCUGUAAAAAAAAAAACAUAUUCACUGUGUAUCGGUAUGUCCUCACGGUCUCCUGUGCUUUUUCAAGCAUUGCUCUUUGAUCUGCAUGUCACGGCACUGCUGCUUGGUUUUUGAAAAUUUCUACAAAAUGUUCCCUUUUUCCAGAAACUUCUUCUCCUGUGUGAGUCAGACUGCUGUAACAGCUGCACUAAACAGAUUGGUUUUGAAUAGCUGUUUUUGUUGUGCGUAUCCAUGUAAUGAACUGAAUUGUGAAUGAUGUGAAACUGCGGCCGGGGGCUUCUGGAUUUUACUGCACAAGUGAUGCAUAAAGGUAAAACCCAGUAAAGCCCAUCACAUGAGCGGGGCUCAGCACAGACGCAGCUUUGUGUUCAAGAUCUCUGGAGACGCAGUGAUGGAUGAUCACUAGCUGCCCUCAAAGAUGAGACAUUUAACCCUCUUUUAUUAAAUUUUUAAACUUUCUUUAUUUUAGUGUAUUAUUACUUCUGCAUCGGUUAUGUUUUAUGUCCUAUUUCUGUGUCGCUCUGUUUUAAUCCACAUCUUCUAAACAGAUUUUAUUUACAUUUGGUAGAAAUUGGUGCAGAUUACAUUAUCACGAGGCCAUUUAGAAAGCUCUUUACACUCUGUGUUCAUGUACGGAUUCCUGAACAGUCUUCAGACUCCUUCAGUAUGAGAUUUGUCACUCAGUUCAUGUAGGCUGACCCAUUUACACCUACAGAGAUUUUCACCAUCCUACAAAUUGUUGCUAAUUUUCAUGAAAUUUGGUUCAUUUAAAACUUUUUAAAAAGUCAUUGCUCCUGGAUGCAAUGCACUACAUUUAAAUGACAUCUGCACAUACUGCAUUGAUCGCACGUAACUGAAUUUUAUCUGAAGGUGGUCCGACAGCACAUGAUACAUUUAAAAGGCCAUAAAUUAGUGGUCACCUGACUCUCUUGCAAUGCUGCAAAAUCGGUUCCUUGUGGAAUUCCCGGGUACUUGAGAACUGAAGAUGCUAUCCAAAAAUCAGCACGGUUCCUAUCCCUGCAGAUGCAGAUCAAUGUUAGAUACUGUUUUGAAAAUGUGAAAUGGUGCCAGAUUGUGCAGCCAUGGCAGAGAAUUGCUCACUAUGAAUGGUUUCUAGCUCAGUGUUGCUACUGAAGUCAAACACAGAAGGAAAAUCAAUGGGUGUGGCUGCCCCCGUCGCAGCGCAGGAAGUGAGUGACAGUGGCUAACUCCUCAUGAUUUCAGGUCAUGAGGAUGUCCAGAGGAGGACUGUGGGAGAGCGAGUUUGUACAUAAUGUGAAGUCAGGGACCAGUGGAUCGCUGCUGUGUGUCUUCUGUGACUGUCCUGAUGGUGUGUGUCCUGAUAGGUGCCUGCUGUCUCUGUGCUUGUGGAUGUCUGUCUCGUGUUGUCUUCUUCCUCUGAAUGUCUGUGUCAAGUCCCGCAUACAAAAAUAAAAGCAUGGCACGACUCCGUGGAAUGCAGCUGUUACAAUGUAAAUAUGUACCAAUAUAUACAAAGAAGCUAUUUUUUGCAUGCUUUUUGUACACCUAGACAUAAAGACAAU